Molecule: messenger RNA, 1275 nt
Organism: Musa acuminata subsp. malaccensis (wild Malaysian banana)
Lineage: Eukaryota; Viridiplantae; Streptophyta; Magnoliopsida; Zingiberales; Musaceae
Molecular function (GO): hydrolase activity
Source: RefSeq, a predicted model, not a curated record
GCGGGUGGUGAGCAUCGGCGGAAGCAAUCAGGAUCCCAACAAUUUAACUGUAAAUAGCCCAAUAUUAUGGCGUGCAGUUGCCUUCGGCGAAAGCAAUCCGGAUCCACUCACCCACGAUGUUGCGUGUCGCUCGCGCCCUCCGCUCUCGUCUUCCCCGCAGCGGCGCCUGCCGCGCCGUCUCCACCGCGGCCCCCACGCCGACGGACGACGGCGCAGGCGAAGGGAUCUCGCACCGGAUGGUGUCCGUGAACGGUAUCAAUAUGCACGUGGCCGAGAAGGGGGAGGGCCCCACGGUGCUCCUCCUCCACGGCUUCCCGGAGCUCUGGUACACCUGGCGCCACCAGAUGCAUGGCCUCGCCGCCUGCGGGUUCCGCGCCGUCGCGCCCGACCUCCGUGGCUUCGGUGACACCGACGCGCCUCCCGCCGCCGCCGCUUACUCUAUACUCCACAUCGUCGGUGACCUGAUCGCCCUCCUCGACUCGCUUGGCCAAGACAAGGUGUUUGUGGUGGGGCACGACUGGGGGUCGAUGGUGGCGUGGAAUCUGAGUAUGUUCCGGCCGGACAAGGUGAACGCAAUGGUGAAUUUAAGCCAGGCCUUCACCCCCCGAAACCCAACGAGGAAGUCGCUGGAGUAUCUGAGGACUGUCUUUGGAGAUGAUUACUACAUGUGCCGGUUCCAGGAACCUGGAAAAAUAGAAGCAGAAUUUGCUCGCCUUGGUACUGCAUGGGUACUCAAGAAGUUUUUGACAUAUCGCAACCCAGGUCCCCUUUAUAUUACAGAGGAUCAAGGGUGGGGUAGCUCUGAUUCCAAGAUUCUUUUGCCUUCUUGGCUAUCUGAAGUUGACAUCAACUAUUAUACAAGCAAAUAUGAGAAGGCUGGUUUUACAGGAGGUUUGAACUACUAUCGGUCUUUAGACUUGAAUUGGGAACUUACUGCACCGUGGACUGGGGCACGCAUAAAAGUGCCUGCAAAGUUCAUUGUGGGAGACCUGGACCUAACCUAUCACUCACCUGGAGCCCAGGACUUCAUACAUAAGGGUGGGUUGAAGAAUUAUGUACCAUUACUCGAUGAAGUUGUUGUGAUGAAAGAAGUAGGCCAUUUCAUCAACGAGGAAAAACCCACUGAAAUCACCGAGAACAUUUGCGAUUUUAUCACAAAGUUCUGACACAGAGUGUGAAAUUAUGUAAUUGUUCCAGUUGCAAUCAUCUUCUCUCUGUAACUCCACCGUAACUUCUUGUUGGAGCUUAUGAAGGUUGCCUAUGUUUCAGUUCUCA